GGGAGAAAACUGAAAAAGAGACUUUCAGAUAUUUGGGGUUCAUCAGGGUUCGUGGAAGUCACAUAUCUCUCCUUGUAAGUAUUUCCCAGACCUUAAUCUCGAUUGUUUGUUUCAAGGGUGAUUUCAUGAUUUUCAGAUCAAUCUUAAGAAUAGAUACGAUUAUGGAUCCCCUAGCUUUUAGUAGAAGUUUUGAUGAAAUUAUGCUGUAUUAAGUAGUGAUUUCAACUGAGAAUUAAGCUCGAUAUAGAUUCGUUAGAAUACUCUAACUAAAUUUUUCUGGAUUCUGAUUUCCUGGUUGAUUAGGAUCUACAGAUUAGGUUAUCAGAUCAAAAAAAAAAAAAUCUUGACAUUUUGAGUUGGGAAAGUGAAUUUAGUCAUGGAAGGUAAUAAAGAUGAAGCAAUUAGAUGUAUUCAGAUAGCUGAAUCAGCUAUUGCAUCUGGAGAUAAACAACGAGCAUUGAAAUUCAUUAAGAUUGCACAACGUCUGAAUAAAGAUAUAUCUGUUGAUGGUUUAUUAGCCAUAUGUGAAACUCUAGAUUCAAAAUCAUCAACAUCUCAAGAUAAUAAGGGUAAAACUGGAGGUCAGACUUCAAGAGAGUCUGCCUCGAGUAAUGGUAAUUUGGAACGAACUUAUACUGAAGAACACGUUAAGAUGAUUCGUGAAAUUAGGAGAAAUAAAGAUUACUAUGCGAUACUCGGUGUGGAAAAGAAUAGUUCUGUUGAAGAGAUACGAAGGGCGUAUAAGAAAUUGUCUUUGAAAGUUCAUCCCGAUAAGAAUCAAGCUCCAGGUUCGGAAGAAGCAUUUAAGAAAGUCUGUAAGGCAUUUAAGUGUUUGAGUGAAGAUGAUUCGAGAAGGCAGUAUGAUCAGGUAGGUUUGGUGGAUGAAUUCGAGUAUAAUCAACAGCAUAAUGUUAGGAGGAGAACUAGAAGACAUACAAAUGAUAUUUUUCAUGAUGAAUUUGAUCCAGAUGAGAUAUUUAGAUCAUUUUUUGGUCAAGCAGAGAUGUUUCGCACUGCUCAUGUUUACAGGACUAGAGGACCAACUAGUCAACAACGAGAACAUGUUCAGGAAGGAGGUUUUAAUUUUAUGAUUCUUCUUCAGCUGUUGCCGUUCUUGAUUAUAUUCUUGCUUGCAUAUCUUCCUUUCACCGAGCCGGAUUACUCAUUGCAGAAGAAUUACACGUACCAGAUACCAAAGGUGACAGAGAAUUAUGGUGUCGAAUAUUUUGUUAAAUCAUCUGAUUUUGAUCACUCUUACCCUGCGGGAAGUCCUAAUAGAGAAAAACUUGAGGAUACUGUGGAGAGAGAGUACAAAAAUAUACUUUCACGUUAUUGCCAUGUAGAACUUCAAAGGCGUCAAUGGAACAGAAAUUAUCCCACACCUCACUGUGACAAGCUACAAAAUCUCGAAGUUUCGUGAAGAGGUUAUAAAUGACUGGAAGUAGCAAAUGAACGAGUACUUUUUUCUUUAGCAGACAAAAGGAUAUUCAGGAGUUUUCUUGAUAAAAGCAGAUACAUCUUCGUUUUGUGGUUUAUCCAUUGGAGUAACUAACUCACCUCGUAAAUCAAGGAACUACUAUUCCAUAUUUUUCCAGGUUCCUUCAGUGAUGAUCCAAGGCUGUAGCCAUGCAUUCCCUGUCAUCCCAGAAACACUUAGCAUUUUGUAUGUGGUGAAAAAGAAAAAGCUUCUAGCCUGCUGCCGCAUCUGGAAAAACAGAUUAUCAUAUUUUCAUGUAUGACAGUAAAAACAUAGAAUAUAUUAUUUUUGUAUUGGCUUUUUUUUUGUAUUUUUAGUUUUUUAGUAAAGGAUGCUUGGUAGCAAAUCCAUGAAAAUCAUGAACAGUUCCUCA
Molecule: messenger RNA, 1850 nt
Organism: Papaver somniferum (opium poppy)
Lineage: Eukaryota; Viridiplantae; Streptophyta; Magnoliopsida; Ranunculales; Papaveraceae
Product: chaperone protein dnaJ 49-like
Exons: 2
Coding region: 377-1420 (347 amino acids)
Biological process (GO): cellular response to misfolded protein
Cellular component (GO): endoplasmic reticulum membrane
Molecular function (GO): Hsp70 protein binding
Source: RefSeq, a predicted model, not a curated record